AUGCCUCAGAUGCGCAUUGUGAAACCUUCCUGUAUCCAGUGGCUAGUGACAGAAAAUUUGGUGUGGUGGAAUGUAAUUACCAGAACAGUGCCAGGACAGGAAUACUGCUGGGUAGUGAUCAAUAGCGACAAACCCAUGAUAGGUCCGGCGCCACCCCUGGUCUCAGGUCAUUGGGUCUCGGAUUGGGGUGUUAGUAACCGCCGUAUGCAUUGGAAUUUGACGUUAGAUAUGCGCAAAGCAAUUUUUAGCAUACAUGAAAACGCGCGAAAAAUAAUCGACACUCUCAUCUCCACCUACAACCUCAAGUGCACCUUCCCUCCUGUUCUCUCCUUACACUGGUUAGAGGAUCAAUUCUAUACAGAGGAGACAUUAGCUGCGAAGGUCGCAGAAGCCCGAUACCACAUACUGGAGCAGUAUGGGUUCAUAGUGUUUCAGAUCAAGAAACAUCCUGAUUGGAUAACACGUCUGGACUUAUCAACCGUCAAGGAUCUAAUAAUCAGCGCCGAUGUCAAGAAGUUGCAUUUCAAAGAGUUAUGGAUGCUUAUUGAGCACCAAGUCCCAAUGCACUAUCAAUGGUUUCCUACAGACACUGGCCCCUUUGACCCAAAAGUGCUCAAGGCUAGUGAUUACAACGAACUUAGAAGACCAAGUCACAAGUCUUCCCACCAGAGGAACAUCAAGUCAUUGCCUUGCCGGCUAUGGGAGAGGCUACUUUCUAUCGACACGGACUGCGAGGGAUCACAUCCACGUGCUCCUUCCCCGCCUGGCGAGGAACAAGUGAUGCUUCAAGAAAGCGGUUCCUCCAGGAAGCGCACUCUUUCUGCUAGCACUUCUUCAGCUCCUGAGGCCAAGAGGUAUUGUGGAGUCACAAGCAAUCAACGACCCGCCCAACACAAACAACUCACCAGCGAGCCACCAGUUCUUCUCCAAGACUGUCCACUGCUAGAUGUUGGCGUGUCCCCCUCAUCCGCCCCACAGGUCCUGGAUGACACUGCACCCAUACCCCAACCACUUUCUCAGUUACCACCAGUCUUUAUAACUGGUGUCACUUUCCCCGCUGUUCCAGCCCAGCGUACGGGCCAAUUAAUCACAACAUUUCGAUCAGCCAUAUGCAUCGCCUAUGACAUGUCUGUCAAUCCCAGCGCCUCCCCAGCAGAUUCCAUACCAGGUCUGCUUAGAUCUGGAGCACCCUACCAGAUUAGGGUGCCAUUUGCCAGUGAAAAUGUGACACCUGAAUCGCUCGACCCCUGA
Molecule: messenger RNA, 1251 nt
Organism: Suillus clintonianus
Lineage: Eukaryota; Fungi; Basidiomycota; Agaricomycetes; Boletales; Suillaceae
Exons: 5
Coding region: 1-1251 (416 amino acids)
Source: RefSeq, a predicted model, not a curated record